UCUUCUGUGAACAACUCACAGAGAUUGUUCCUCACAAGGCGGAAUUCUUCAAUAUUAGCUACUUCCUCAAUUUUAUCUUCUUUUCUACAUUUGGCGUCUUUUCAGUUGGCAAAUGCUCGAGUAGAAGAAGAAACACCUCAGUGCCAAGAAGAACGAGUCGUUCAGGUAUUCGAAGAGGCUUCUGCUUCGGUGGUUUUUAUUAAGGACCUUGAAUUAGCUAAGACCUCGUCAGGCAGAAGCACAAAUAAUGAAGAAGUUCUUACGAAAGAAGAAGAGGAAACUGCGAAAGUCGAAGGGACUGGUUCUGGUUUCAUAUGGGAUAAAAGUGGACACAAAGUGACCAAUUAUCAUGUCAUAGCUAAGUUGGCAACUGAUACGACUGGACUUCAGCGUUGCAAGGUAUUUCUUGAAAAUGCACACAGGGAAAAGUUCUCCAAGGAAGGCAAACUUGUUGGUUUUGAUCCCACGUAUGAUUUGGCGGUUUUAAAGAUCGAUGUCGCAGAAGGAAAUUUCGAUCUCAAACCUGCUCUUCUUGGUACCUCUGGUGAUUUAUGUCGUAUCACCAGAGGUACCAAGAAGAGCAGGUACCAAAGUUCAGUAUCCUUCUGUCAUCUGUUUUAAGAGAUUCCCAACAUAUCAUAAGAUUCCCGUUCUUGGAAAUCCGCACUUUUCCAAAUCCAAAAAACAGAUGGAAUUCUAGGAUUUAUCCUUGGGGCAAAUACUUUUAUGCAUAC
Messenger RNA from Papaver somniferum (opium poppy), 734 nucleotides. Its product is annotated as protease Do-like 5, chloroplastic. The annotation marks the transcript as partial. NCBI's taxonomy places the organism in Eukaryota, Viridiplantae, Streptophyta, Magnoliopsida, Ranunculales, Papaveraceae. The record is from RefSeq and is a predicted model, not a curated record. The transcript has a single exon.